AUGUCUCUUCUCUGGAUCCUGAGCAGCAUCGUUCGCUGGGUGCGCUUGAAGAUCUACCAGUACGAGGUCACGUUCGCCAUCUACAUGCUUACCUCGACUGAAAAGUUCAUCUUCAACACUUUGCUCCUCACCCUCAUCACUGGAAUCGCUAUUGGCAUCUACGUUUACCUGCCUAACCACCUUCGCACAAUCUACGGUCACUUGUGGUACUACUACGCCGGAGAGCGCCCAUUCAUGUCCUCACGACUCACAUCCAUGAGCUCCGUUUUUGGCGAGGCAACCCCAUCAAUCGAUGUCAUGUACGAGACAGUCAAAAAUGCCGCCGCGACUGCCACAGAGCAAUUGGGUGAAUUAUAA
Molecule: messenger RNA, 357 nt
Organism: Penicillium angulare
Lineage: Eukaryota; Fungi; Ascomycota; Eurotiomycetes; Eurotiales; Aspergillaceae
Product: serine palmitoyltransferase small subunit family protein
Exons: 2
Coding region: 1-357 (118 amino acids)
Source: RefSeq, a predicted model, not a curated record